AUAAAGAAGUGAAAAAAUCAAUGUUGGGAGCUUGUUAGCCAAAACCCCUAAUAGCAGAAACAGAGAAAGAAGCAGAAGCAGAAGCAAAUGGAGGGAUGUUGUCUAACAUUCACAACAGCCAGACCUUCAACAUGCCUUCAUUACAAUUCUACUUUUGUCAAACAAUUUCACACAAAUACUAUUAAACCAAGAAGAGGAUUAUCUGUAAAAGCAUCGACCCACAACUUUUCUACAGCGAAGACGACUUUAUCGAGGAACUGGGAUGUUUCCAGUUACUCAAAAGCUCCUUCUUGGAUGCCCAGAUUUGAAGAACUUGAUACCACCAAUAUGCUUCUUCGUCAAAGGAUUAUCUUCUUGGGUUCUCAGGUAGAUGAUAUUACUGCGGAUUUCAUUAUAAGCCAGCUAUUAAUUCUUGAUGCAGAAGAUGAUAAAAAGGACAUCAGAUUGAUCAUUAAUUCACCCGGUGGUUCAGUAACUGCUGGGAUGGGAAUAUAUGAUGCCAUGAAAAUGUGCAAGGCCGAUGUUUCUACUAUCUGCAUGGGACUGGCUGCAUCCAUGGGUGCGUUUCUCUUAGCUUCUGGCAGCAAGGGAAAGAGGUACUGCAUGCCAAAUGCAAAAGUGAUGAUCCAUCAGCCACUUGGAACUUCUGGUGGUAAAUCAACGGAGAUGAGUAUACGGAUCAGAGAAAUGGGAUACCACAAGAUGAAGCUUAACAAAAUAAUAUCAAGAGUUACUGGCCAGCCUUUAGAAAAGGUUGAAGUGGAUACUGAUCGUGAUAAUUUCAUGAAUGCUUGGGAGGCUAAGGAAUACGGGUUGGUUGAUGCUGUUAUAGAUGACGGCAAACCAGGAUUGGUAGCACCCAUUACAGAUAACACGCCGCCUCCAAAAACACGAGUUUGGAGUCAGUGGAAGAUCGAAGGCACCAAGAAGGCAAAGAAAAAUUUGCCUUCUGAGGAAAGGUUAUUUGAAAAUGAUGAGCAGAGCAAUGAACAGAAAGAUGAAGCUCUCAGUCCUUUAUAGUGUAUUGGGAUACAUGUGGCCUUGAACAGAUCUAGUCCUAUUGAAUUUGAGUUGUUGUCUUGAGGAUUCAUUGUAGAUUAUUAAUUUUUCUAUUAUGGUCGACGUCAGUUGAGCCUUCUGUUGUACCAGUGUCACCUUUUAGUAUUUGAAUUGGUCCUUUAUCAAAAUAGAAAACAUUUGAAUUGGUAA
Molecule: messenger RNA, 1209 nt
Organism: Solanum dulcamara
Lineage: Eukaryota; Viridiplantae; Streptophyta; Magnoliopsida; Solanales; Solanaceae
Product: ATP-dependent Clp protease proteolytic subunit 3, chloroplastic
Exons: 5
Coding region: 88-1020 (310 amino acids)
Biological process (GO): protein quality control for misfolded or incompletely synthesized proteins
Cellular component (GO): endopeptidase Clp complex
Molecular function (GO): ATPase binding; ATP-dependent peptidase activity; serine-type endopeptidase activity
Source: RefSeq, a predicted model, not a curated record